Cyclopterus lumpus (lumpfish) is the source of this 3288-nucleotide messenger RNA. Its product is annotated as protein phosphatase 1 regulatory subunit 12B-like. The record is from RefSeq and is a predicted model, not a curated record. The coding region runs from base 568 to 1065 and encodes 165 amino acids. NCBI's taxonomy places the organism in Eukaryota, Metazoa, Chordata, Actinopteri, Perciformes, Cyclopteridae. The transcript is spliced from 8 exons. Gene Ontology annotation, cellular component: A band; cytoplasm; Z disc. Gene Ontology annotation, molecular function: enzyme inhibitor activity; protein kinase binding; phosphatase regulator activity.
GGGAGUGCAUGUAUAACUUUGGGAAACAUAGGAAGAGGCAGCAAAGGGAGCAAACUUUUUCUCUCCUGGCUGCUUCCUUUUGGACUUUUUUUUAUUUUCCUCACAUUCCAUCAAAGACGUCAGUGUUGACAGAGCAGAGUCAUUUGUUCGCUUUUAUAGAUCAAGGCUUAUUUCUCUUCUUUUUUUUUUGGUUAUCAGAGGAUAAUUUGCUUUGUUUGUUUGCAUUUUUAUCUGAUUAUUGCUUCACUUUCUGGGCUUUGAGGAAGCCGUGACUUCACAUUGGGAAUCUCUCCAAACUUAGCGGCAGAUCUGUCUGGCUCACGGGAGUGUGAAGCUGGACUGACACACACACACACAUAUAUACAUUCACACACAUUCACACACACACACACACAUACACACACACGCACACACACCUGUUGUUGUUGCUGAGGAUUCCCCAUGGACGCAGUCAUGGGCAUCUGCGUCACCGUUGCUUGAGGGAACCUGUGCAGCUGUUAUCUGCUGGUUGGCCUCGGUGAAUGUUACAGUAGAAGUUGAUCUGCCGGUCCAGAGAAGAGGGGGGAGAUGUCUACCUACUACCCGCGCACCAAGGACCUGACUCGCACCAGGAAGUCAGUGACAGAGUCACCGCCGGCCUCUCCCUCCGCUACAGACAAAAACUACAGACAUGAGAGAUUGUCAAGAUAUGACUCCAGUGGGGAGAGCGCGACAGACAAACCACUGGGCCGCACCAGCUCGUACACUCGGAGGGAGACGAGGCUCGCUGCUCUGGGCAGACAGGAGCAAGACGCCACUCCCAAAGACUAUAAGAAGAUGUAUGCAGAAGCUUUGCAUGAGAACGAGAAGCUCAAGUCCAGGUUGCAUGACAGCAAACAUGAACUGGUCAAGAUCCGCUCCCAGCUGGAGAAAGUAACUCAGAGGCACGAGAGAAUAUCAGAAAGAUCUACAGCACUUGACUCUGAGAAAAGGGAAAAACAAGCUCUUGAGAAAAGAGUGUCAAACAUGGAGGAUGAUUUGAAGCAGGACGCCCCGCUGCGGUUCCGCUGCGGGUACCAGCCCUGAGAGCAGGUUGUCUCAGGGAAAAGGGGGGAUGGUCUUAACAGAGCUCAAGUCAGACAACCAGAGGCUCAAGGAUGAGAACGGGGCUCUCAUUCGAGUCAUCAGCAAACUGUCCAAAUGAAAAGAUGUCUGAAGCUCCUGUUCUGUGUCCGUGGACGCUCCGACCCUGACGAUCGGGUUUCAAUCUCCCACGGUGUCCCGAGUCGUGACUUCUCCCUGAGUGACGAACGAUGGCUGCUUUGACGAUAAUAAAUUCCUUUUGGGACUUGGGAAGCUCCCAGGAGAGAGCGUUAAAGAGUUUUUCAGUCUGAUGAUGAUGAUGAUGAUGAUGAUGGAGGUACAACAGUUGUUACUGCGUGAUUAGUUGUGUUCACAUUAACCAAAUAGAGACCAGUUUGUACUGUUUGAAUAGUUUGUCAAGGCAGGGUUUGCAUGAAGGUACCGUUUCUAAUUUUAUAACCACACUUCACGUCGAGACGUCACGUUUGCUGGGACAUCGUCCGCUGCAAAAAAACAACAUUUCAAUGUUGUCCUAAUUGUGAAAGAAGAGAGCCACUUUGGCACGGAGAUAUGAUCGUUGUAAUUUAAAUCAGAAUAUAUGAGCACAAAUGUAAUAUGAGGCCCAAUCAAACCGGUGCUGCAGUGCCAGAAGCAAAAAUAAUAUGGAUCCACCAAGGCAUCUGAGGAGCAACAGAAUUGCUGUAACAUCUUCUCAUGGAUAUUUGGCAAAAAUAGUUUGUAUAACAUUUUUUAAUCUAAAAUGUGUUAUGAAGUAAAUCAUUUUUAAAAGAUCUUAGGGCUUAAUAAGAUACAUAUUUUUGGUAUGUUUUUGCCUUGAUUGACCAUUUUCUCAGGUCUUUGUCACUCAGCUGCACCUGCUCACCUCACAACGCUUCUUAAUUAGAAUUUCAGAAAUCCAAUUUCUAUAAACUGUUGACACAAAACUUCCCUCUAGCAAAAUUAUUCUAAUUGGUUUGAUGUGUUCUUCAUGACAUUUCCAUUUUUUUUUUUUUUUUUAGGAUAAUAACUGUAACCGACCAUAUGUUGUGUCUUUCUUUACUGGUUUUAGUUUCCAUUAUAAUGUUUAUUAUUUCCUUGUGUGAUUUUCAGUAGCAGAGGAUUUUGCAGCUCAGUGUCUGUAACAGAAAGUGUCAUUUCUUCUGUAAUAGAGAUAUAUUUAUUUAUUUAUGCAUUUCUUCGUUCUAAUCUUUAUACUUUGUUUACUACAUUUUCAAUGGAAUACAGCAAUUUGUUUCGGGGUCAUCUUCUUGGCCAUCUUUCUAUUUGGUGAUGAAAAAAACACAAAUGCCAAAAUCUUCCACUGGUAGAGAACUCCGCUGACAUUUUAGCCCCCACAAUAUUGUGUGAUUUAAUAAUGAAUAAAUAUCAAGCACAAUCCCAAGGAUCUGAGGUAUAAACUGUUGCCAGCACGUUUCAUUAUUUGUGGUGUAGAUUACAUAGAUUUUAAAGUUAACAGUUAUGUGUUUUGAUAUUGUCACGAUAGAUUAAGUUAAAUCAAAUUAAUUAUUGCCCAAAUGUAGUUGCAGAGACGAUGCAGUUUAUUACUGUCGGUAUACCUGGCUACAUCUAAUGCAAUUCAAUACUACAGCCCUGCAAUAAAUCCAAUUUUUUUAGGUUUUGGUCAUUGAGGCCAUAAUUACUGCUGCUACUGCAUUGUGUUGCAUGAUAGUAAAAUUGCCACCAAAUGUUUUGAAAAAUGUGAAACGUUAGUACGACUAAAAACCAUGAACGAGGCCGCUGCCUUAAGAGUGCUUCUUCAUGGAGCUCACCGUCACUUUAUUCUAAAAAGGUCACCUGGUUGAAAAACGGUGUGUUAUAGAUCAUAUUUAACGUGUAAGACUGCCAGACUCGGCUUGUUAUUAUGUUCCUUUUAGCUGUAGUGUUGCUGCCGGGGGGACGAACGACGUCGGCAUCUGUCUUCUCUUCGAGUUAUGGACGAGUUGACCGGAGUCCCCAGGGUUUCAUGUAUCCCUUGAGCAAUGCGGAGGGCGUUGGGAGUCCAACCAAUGCGGCCACAAGCUGCGACGGCAAAGUUAUCUUUCAUCACAUCCAGUCAUUUACUCCCAAUGUACUUCCACACAUGCCGCAGACGUAUUAAAAGUAUGCCGCAUCUCGUAUUGAAAAUGUCUGUAAUGUUUUGAUGACGGCUUAAUACGCGCACACACCGGUUUACUCACUUUGCUUAAUAAACUGUAAAGGAGCGGA